Panicum virgatum (switchgrass) is the source of this 1112-nucleotide messenger RNA. Its product is annotated as aquaporin SIP2-1. Gene Ontology annotation, molecular function: channel activity. The transcript has 3 exons. Gene Ontology annotation, cellular component: membrane. The record is from RefSeq and is a predicted model, not a curated record. Gene Ontology annotation, biological process: transmembrane transport. Lineage: Eukaryota; Viridiplantae; Streptophyta; Magnoliopsida; Poales; Poaceae. The coding region runs from base 88 to 816 and encodes 242 amino acids.
CGGCCAGAAGAUUCCCUCCCCAGCCGCGCACGACCCCUUUCUAUCCUCCGGUGCCCCCGACCAGGACCGCCAACACCGGCCGCCGCCAUGUCUCCGGCCCCGCCGCCGCCGUCGCGCGCCCGCAUCCGGCCGUGGCUGGUGGUGGGGGACCUGGCGCUGGCGGCCGCGUGGGUGUGCGCGGGCGCGCUGGUGAAGCUGCUCGUGUACGGCCCGCUCGGCUUCGGGGGCCGGCCUCAGGCCGAGGCGGUGAAGGCCUCGCUCUCCAUCGUGUACAUGUUCAUCUUCGCCUGGCUCGAGGCCGCCACGGGCGGCGCCUCCUACAACCCGCUCACCAUCCUUGCCGCCGCCGUCGCCUCCCACGGCGGACCGGCCGUAUACCUGUUCACCGCCUUCGCGCGAAUCCCUGCCCAGGUGAUUGGGGCGGUUCUGGGAGUGAAGCUGAUUCAGUUUACUUUCCCUAAUGUGGGUAAGGGGGCCCGCUUAAGUGUUGGUGCUCAUCAUGGAGCAUUAGCUGAAGGAUUAGCAACUUUCAUGGUUGUUAUGGUGUCAGUGACUCUUAAGAAGAAGGAGAUGAAAAGUUUCUUUAUGAAGACAUGGAUCACAAGCAUCUGGAAGAACACAAUUCAUAUCCUUAGCUCGGACAUAACUGGAGGGAUAAUGAACCCUGCAUCUGCUUUUGCUUGGGCAUAUGCUCGAGGAGAUCAUACAACAUUUGACCACCUACUGGUAUAUUGGCUGGCGCCUCUCCAAGCAACCCUGUUAGGAGUGUGGGUAGUGACCUUCUUAACUAAACCCAAGAAGAUCAAGGAGCAGUAGGCAGAUGAAAACAAGCACAAGAAGAAAUAGACUAUUCUUUUGUGGAGUUAGAGCUCCAUUUCAUCUUCUUAACAAGAAGAGAUGAAUGUUUCGAAGCUAAUCUAAGAAAUACCCAUCUAUCGUUGUUAGCUUCUGAGAAGUCUCCUUGGUCCGCAUCUCUUGUAUCUAGCUUGCUUGGAUUGUCCAGCAGCUUGUAAAUAUCUGUUCCAGCCAAGAUAUUGGGACCAGUGUAUGGGAGGUAAAACUUCUGAGUUGAUGGUAGCCUACAUUAUUAUUGCACCAGAUUGGUGAAAGUA